Messenger RNA from Mycotypha africana, 1208 nucleotides. RefSeq lists its product as uncharacterized. The coding region runs from base 1 to 1146 and encodes 381 amino acids. The record is from RefSeq and is a predicted model, not a curated record. Lineage: Eukaryota; Fungi; Mucoromycota; Mucoromycetes; Mucorales; Mycotyphaceae. Gene Ontology annotation, molecular function: ubiquitin protein ligase activity. The transcript has 8 exons. Gene Ontology annotation, biological process: reciprocal meiotic recombination. Gene Ontology annotation, cellular component: synaptonemal complex.
AUGGAAGUGGAUAUAUGCUGCAACGUCGUUCAAUGUAGAAGAUCAUUGGCCUUGGAAAAACAGGCCUGUGUUACUUCAUGCUCUCACAUCUUUUGCGUACAAUGUUCAAGCGCUGCAUUUUCAAAGGCUUUAUUGUGUCCUGCUUGUCAUACGAGCUUAAGUGGAACCGACGAUAUAAUACUGACGGAUUUGAAUCCUACAGAAGAAUACAAAUCUUCUGUUCUAGCAGGGUUAAAACCAGAAGUCAUUCUAGAUAUCACUUCUAGAGCUAUAGCGUUUUUUGAUUACCAGCAAUCCCAAGAAGUGCUUUACCAAACACUGCUGCAAAAGAAUAUUCAGGAAAAGUAUAUAGCGCUUAAGCACAAGUUCAACAUGCACACAAGGGACUCGAACCAAAUAGUAAAAGCUGAAAAGGACAAACAGACAGCACUGAUGAAAGACUUUGAGUCGGAAAAAGCAAAAUUAAAGCAAGUACAUUUUAAACUAGAAGAGAAAAGCAGGCAGUUUCAAAAGCUACUCGCCAUGUAUGAAAAGCUCAAGCGUAAAAUGACUGCUAUGUCGACGAUACAACAACAAGGUCAAAAUGGUGUGACAACCAUUCGUGCAAGCCAUGCUGCAACUUCUACACCGUUCCUAUCCCACGAUAGUCGUCGUUUCCGUUUUCAAUCACCCUACUCAUCAGCAAUAAAUAACCAGCAGAAACAAAUCUUGAGGCCGAAUAAAGAUAAGACGGCUCAGAAAAUCAAUGAUACUGCUGCUGGUCGUUCAGGAACAGAGAUGGGCAAAUCCAUGACGCCUGUGUUGACUGGUGAGGCUUCAAAAACCGCCUUGGAUUCCUCAACAACCGCAAAUGCAUCCAUCCCAUCGCCAACAAAAAUACCUUCGCCUAUUCAUCCUAGCCAUGCAGCUCAUGCUCGAACCUAUCAUGGUACAACAGCAGCCGUAACAAUACCACGAGAUAAUAUUACUGAUGCGGCAAGAAAAACGGCAAAUCUUGGCUUCUGCCACCGUCCUACUCGUCCCCCUUCAUUUCAACAGCCCACGUUGACACACAAACCAUCUCGUCAUUCUCAUUAUCACCCUUACCCACGUCGUCGCUCCAUGUCUCCACGUUCCACGUGUAGAACAACCCCUUUAACAAACUAAGGUAAAACACAUACACAUACUGUUGAAUAUGUUGACUAUAGGCUAUGGAUAAAUAAGGAUAC